Molecule: messenger RNA, 1246 nt
Organism: Cryptomeria japonica (Japanese cedar)
Lineage: Eukaryota; Viridiplantae; Streptophyta; Pinopsida; Cupressales; Cupressaceae
Product: BURP domain-containing protein 3
Exons: 3
Coding region: 87-1049 (320 amino acids)
Source: RefSeq, a predicted model, not a curated record
UAUCUUUGCUUCUAUAUAAGAAUACCUUACAUUUCGUGUAUCUUGCACAUUCACUUCCAUACUUAGCAAUUUGGUUUUGCGCUUUGAUGAGACUAGCUUUUCUGAUGGAGUUUCUUUUCAGCAUGGCUCUUCUGCUUUGCCUUAUGGCCUGCCAGGCUGAGAUGAAGGAUUCCUCUACUUCCAUGCCCUUAGCUUUAAGUUAUUGGAACCACAAAUUGCCCACAACUCCCAUUCCUACUCUUUUGCUUGCCCGCCUCUCAUCUCUGCAGCCAAACACCUCAUCUUAUCCUAACCAAGUACGCAUCGUGUUAGCGAAACUCAUCGUCUAUAGUUAUACUGCUUCUGAAAAUAUGGGAAACCAUUCAACAACCUCAGUGUCUUCUGGAACAAUAUUUUUCCUCCAAAAAAAUAUAGGCAUUGGAAGCAACUUCAGUGUGGACAUGGUAGACUGGAAAAAUACAGAGACAUUAAAUUUCAUUCCUGCUGUCUUGGCCAACGAAAUACCUUUCUCAACAAAAAAUCUUUCUGUAUCUCUAAAUAAACUCCACAUAUCCCCAGAUUCCGGGAUGGCUCUUACUAUGAAGCAAACUUUAGAAAUCUGUGAGAAGUCUACCAUGAUUGGGGAAAGCAAAAAAUGUGUAACUUCACUAGAGUCCAUGAUUGACUACAGUACCUCUCAAAUUGGAACAAAUGAUGUCAAUGUAUUUGUAGUCAAUGUUUCGAUGGUUACAAAGUCAGGAUUGCAACAAUAUUCCCUUGCUUCAAUUCCCUUCGAAAGCAAACCCACUUCCAGAGUUGUAGCCUGCCACACCAUUAGAUAUGCAUAUCUUGUAUACUUGUGCCAUCAGAUAAAAGACACAAGAAUAUACAAACUUUCUCUGAAGACUGAUGAAGGAAAUGUUGCAGAAAUGUUAUCUCUUUGUCAUGAAGACACCAGUCAGUGGAGUCCUGAGCACGUAUCCUUCAAGAUGCUCCAUGUGAAACCAGGGGGUGAGGCCAUCUGCCACUUCAUGCCAGACGAUUCCAUUGUGUGGGUUGCUGCCAACUAAGACUCUUCAAUCUGGCCUCUACUUAUGUGCAUACUUCUUACUACUAUCAACAAUAAAUCUCUAUCCUUUGUAUGGAGAUUGUUUGUUUCCUGCGAGCCUGCUAGGGCUUUUUUUUAUGUAUUUUGAUAUCCACUGCAUCUAUGCUUUAUUGUAUACCGAUGGGUGUAUAUAUAUAUUAAUGUUACGUAUUUAUAAAA